Messenger RNA from Nannospalax galili (Upper Galilee mountains blind mole rat), 6181 nucleotides. It is a transcript of the gene Tnrc6b, whose product is annotated as trinucleotide repeat containing adaptor 6B. Lineage: Eukaryota; Metazoa; Chordata; Mammalia; Rodentia; Spalacidae. The coding region runs from base 51 to 5633 and encodes 1860 amino acids. Gene Ontology annotation, biological process: miRNA-mediated post-transcriptional gene silencing; positive regulation of nuclear-transcribed mRNA poly(A) tail shortening. The transcript has 22 exons. The record is from RefSeq and is a predicted model, not a curated record. Gene Ontology annotation, molecular function: nucleic acid binding. Gene Ontology annotation, cellular component: nucleoplasm; P-body.
AAUGUGGGAAGUCUUAUGUAUCCUUUUGAUUUAAAGAAAAUAUUGGUACUAUGUUGUGUACAGCCACAGAGAUGAGCUUUGCUAUGAAAUUUAUUGUGAACAUGGGUAACCUGGUUUGUUACACCUUUUACAGAGAGAAGGAGCAAGAAAGGGAAGAACAGUUAAUGGAAGACAAGAAAAGGAAGAAAGAGGAUAAAAAGAAAAAAGAAGCCACUCAGAAGGUCACAGAACAAAAAACCAAAGUGCCCGAAGUGACGAAACCAAGUUUAAGCCAACCAGCGGCCGCCAGCCCCAUUGGCAGCUCUCCAUCGCCACCAGUCAAUGGUGGCAACAAUGCCAAAAGGGUGGCAGUGCCUAACGGACAACCGCCAAGCGCCGCCCGCUACAUGCCUCGGGAGGUGCCACCGCGAUUCCGUUGCCAGCAGGACCACAAAGUGUUACUAAAACGUGGACAGCCCCCUCCACCGUCCUGCAUGCUCCUCGGGGGUGGAGCAGGGCCUCCUCCCUGCGCAGCACCUGGAGCAAACCCAAACAACGCACAAGUGACAGGAACGCUGCUGCAGAGUGAGAGUGGGACUGUACCAGAGUCAACCCUUGGAGGUGCUGCUGCUUCAAAUUAUGCAAAUUCCACUUGGGGCCCGGGAGCCUCCUCCAACAACGGCACCUCCCCCAACCCAGUUCACAUCUGGGACAAGGUGAUUGUAGACGGGUCUGACAUGGAAGAGUGGCCUUGUAUUGCCAGCAAAGACACUGAAUCUUCUUCCGAAAACACCACCGAUAACAACAGUGCCUCGAACCCUGGCUCUGAGAAGAGCACUCUGCCAGGAAGCACCACUAGUAACAAAGGCAAAGGGAGCCAGUGCCAGUCUGCAAGUUCUGGGAACGAAUGUAAUCUUGGGGUCUGGAAAUCUGAUCCUAAGGCUAAAUCUGUUCAAUCUUCCAGCUCUGCUUCAGAGAGCAACAAUGGACUAGGAAAUUGGAGGAAUGUGAGUGGGCAAGAUAGAAUUGGACCUGGCUCUGGCUUCAGCAACUUUAACCCAAAUAGCAACCCAUCUGCUUGGCCAGCCCUGGUCCAAGAAGGAACUUCUAGGAAAGGGCCAUUGGAAACAGAUAGUAGUAAUUCCAGUGCACAAGUUAGCACAGUAGGUCAGGCAUCCAGGGAGCAGCAUUCAAAGAUGGAAAAUGCGGGUGUUAAUUUUGUUGUCUCUGGCAGAGAACAGGCUCAAAUUCAUAACACUGAUGGACCAAAAAAUGGAAACACUAACUCCUUGAACUUAAGUUCACCAAACCCCAUGGAAAAUAAGGGAAUGCCCUUUGGAUUGGGCUUGGGGAACACCUCCAGGAGCACUGACACCCCUUCACAAAGCACUGGAGAUCGAAAGACUGGGAGUGUUGGAUCUUGGGGUGCAGCUAGGGGGCCUUCUGGAACUGACACAGUCUCUGGACAAAGCAAUUCUGGAAACAAUGGGAACAAUGGAAAAGACAGAGAGGACUCCUGGAAAGGAGCUCCUGUUCCAAAAUCAACUGGGUCAAAAAGUGACUCUUGGGACAACAAUAACCGGUCUACGGGUGGGUCCUGGAACUUUGGCCCUCAGGACUCUAAUGACAACAAAUGGGGUGAAGGGAACAAAAUAACAUCUGGGGUCUCUCAGGGAGAAUGGAAACAGCCGACUGGGUCUGAUGAGUUGAAAAUUGGAGAAUGGAGUGGUCCAAACCAACCAAAUUCUAGCACUGGAGCAUGGGACAAUCAAAAGGGCCACUCUCUCCCUGAAAACCAAGGCAAUGCCCAGGCUCCCUGUUGGGGAAGAUCUUCCAGCUCCACAGGAAGUGAAGUUGGAGGUCAAAGCACUGGAAGCAACCACAAAGGAGGAAGUAGUGACAGUCAUAAUUCUGGCCGUCGGUCAUACCGGCCCACACAUCCUGAUUGUCAGGCUGUCUUGCAGACUCUUUUGAGCCGAACUGAUUUGGACCCCCGGGUGCUCUCAAACACUGGCUGGGGCCAAACUCAAAUUAAGCAGGACACAGUGUGGGAUAUUGAAGAGGUGCCAAGGCCUGAGGGAAAAUCUGACAAAGGAACAGAGGGGUGGGAGAGCGCUGCCACACAGACCAAGAACUCAGGGGGCUGGGGAGAUGCACCCAGCCAAAGCAAUCAAAUGAAGUCUGGAUGGGGGGAGCUCUCAACCUCUACAGAGUGGAAGGACCCCAAGAACACAGGAGGCUGGAACGACUAUAAGAACAACUCUUCCAACUGGGGAGGAGGACGACCAGAUGAAAAGACACCAUCAUCUUGGAAUGAGAAUUCCAGCAAAGAUCAGGGGUGGGGAGGUGGACGCCAGCCGAACCAAGGAUGGACUUCUGGGAAGAAUGGUUGGGGAGAGGAAGUUGAUCAAGCAAAAAAUAACAAUUGGGAAAGUUCUACAAGUAAGCCUGUGUCUGGGUGGGGUGAAGGAGGGCAGAAUGAAAUUGGAACUUGGGGGAAUGGUGGGAAUGCAAACCUAUCUUCAAAAGGUGGGUGGGAAGAUUGCAAAAGAUCCCCUGCAUGGAAUGAGACAGGCAGACAGCCCAAUUCCUGGAAUAAACAACACCAACAGCAGCCACAGCCGCAACAGCCACCACCACAGCCAGAAGCUUCUAGUUCAUGGGGAGGCCCACCCCCACCACCUCCAGGCAGUGUUCGACCUUCCACCUCCAACUGGAGCAGUGGGCCCCAGCCUGCAACCCCUAAGGAUGAGGAACCCAGUGGUUGGGAAGAGCCAUCCCCACAGUCAAUUAGUCGGAAAAUGGAUAUCGAUGAUGGCACUUCAGCUUGGGGAGACCCUAAUAGUUAUAACUAUAAGAACGUGAACCUGUGGGAUAAGAAUUCCCAAGGGGGCCCAGCACCUCGAGAACCAAACCUGCCCACCCCAAUGACCGGAAAGUCAGCAUCAGUCUGGAGCAAAAGCACACCACCUGCUCCAGAUAAUGGAACUUCAGCUUGGGGCGAACCGAAUGAAAGCAGUCCUGGGUGGGGUGAAAUGGAUGAUGCCGGAGCAUCGACCACAGGCUGGGGGAACACACCCACCAAUGCUCCCAAUGCCAUGAAACCCAAUUCCAAAUCUAUGCAAGAUGGCUGGGGGGAGAGUGACGGGCCAGUCACUGGAACUCGACAUCCCAGCUGGGAAGAGGAGGAGGAUGGAGGAGUCUGGAAUACCGCCGGCUCUCAGGGAAGCACGUCCUCCCACAAUUCUGCAAGCUGGGGACAAGGAGGAAAAAAACAAAUGAAGUGCUCACUGAAAGGAGGAAACAAUGAUUCAUGGAUGAAUCCUCUUGCCAAACAGUUUUCAAAUAUGGGAUUGCUGAGUCAAACUGAAGAUAAUUCAGGCAGCAAAAUGGAUUUGUCUGUAGAUAAGAAAUUUGAUGUGGACAAACGAACAAUGAAUCUCGGGGAUUUUAAUGAUAUCAUGAGGAAGGAUCGAUCUGGGUUCCGUCCACCUAAUUCCAAAGACUUGGGAACCACAGACAGUGGGCCUUAUUUUGAGAAGCUGACUUUGCCUUUCUCCAAUCAAGAUGGGUGCCUUGGGGAUGAGGCUCCCUGCUCUCCCUUCUCCCCUUCUCCCAGCUACAAGCUGUCUCCCUCUGGUUCCACACUACCCAACGUCAGCCUUGGAGCAAUCGGCACAGGGCUCAACCCCCAAAACUUCGCUGCUAGACAAGGCAGCAAUCACGGUUUGUUUGGAAACAGCACAGCACAAUCGAGAGGCCUGCACACUCCAGUGCAGCCGCUGAGUUCUUCUCCUGGUCUCCGGGCACAAGUGCCUCCCCAGUUUAUCUCCCCCCAGGUUUCUGCCUCAAUGCUCAAGCAGUUUCCCAACAGUGGCCUGAAUCCAGGUCUUUUCAAUGUGGGGCCCCAGUUAUCUCCUCAACAAAUCGCCAUGCUGAGCCAGCUUCCACAGAUUCCUCAAUUUCAGUUGGCAUGUCAGCUUCUCCUGCAGCAGCAGCAGCAGCAGCAGUUGCUACAAAACCAGAGAAAGAUUUCUCAAGCAGUGCGCCAGCAGCAAGAACAGCAGCUGGCCCGAAUGGUGAGUGCUCUCCAACAGCAGCAGCAGCAGCAGCAACAGCAACAGCAGCAGCAGCGACAACCUAGCAUGAAGCACUCACCAUCUCAUCCUGUUGGGCCUAAGCCACAUUUGGACAACAUGGUACCCAACACAUUGAAUGUGGGUCUCCCAGACCUUCAGACCAAAGGGCCAAUCCCUGGAUAUGGUUCUGGCUUCACAUCUAGUGGCAUGGACUAUGGCAUGGUUGGUGGCAAAGAAGCUGGCACUGAGUCUCGCUUCAAACAGUGGACCUCCAUGAUGGAAGGGCUGCCCUCUGUGGCCACACAAGAAGCCACCAUGCACAAAAAUGGCGCUAUAGUGGCUCCUGGUAAGACCCGAGGAGGGUCACCAUACAACCAGUUUGAUAUAAUCCCAGGUGACACGCUGGGUGGCCAUACGGGUCCUGCUGGUGAUAGCUGGUUGCCUGCCAAAUCUCCACCAACAAAUAAAAUCGGAAGUAAAUCCAGCAAUGCCAGUUGGCCUCCAGAAUUCCAACCAGGAGUGCCAUGGAAAGGUAUCCAAAAUAUUGACCCUGAAUCUGACCCCUAUGUGACCCCAGGAAGUGUGCUGGGGGGUACAGCCACAUCUCCCAUUGUAGAUACCGACCACCAACUGCUGCGGGAUAACACCACAGGGUCUAAUUCUUCCCUCAACACCUCGCUGCCUUCACCUGGUGCCUGGCCCUACAGUGCCUCUGACAACUCCUUUACCAACGUUCAUAGCACUUCAGCAAAGUUCCCUGAUUAUAAAUCCACGUGGUCCCCAGAUCCUAUAGGACACAACCCCACUCAUCUCUCCAACAAGAUGUGGAAAAAUCACAUCUCCUCCAGGAACACUACACCGCUGCCCCGUCCACCCCCUGGCCUAACCAAUCCGAAACCGGCAUCUCCCUGGAGCAGCACAGCACCCCGAUCAGUCAGGGGGUGGGGGACACAGGACUCUCGGCUUGCCUCGGCUUCUACCUGGAGUGAUGGUGGUAGCUCUGUUCGUCCUAGUUACUGGCUGGUUCUUCACAAUCUCACUCCACAGAUUGAUGGGUCAACCUUGAGAACGAUCUGCAUGCAGCAUGGUCCACUGCUGACAUUCCAUCUGAACCUAACCCAGGGCACUGCCCUGAUCCGAUACAGCACCAAACAAGAGGCAGCCAAGGCCCAGACUGCACUGCACAUGUGUGUGUUGGGAAACACUACCAUCCUGGCCGAGUUUGCCACUGAGGAUGAAGUUAGCCGCUUUCUGGCACAAGCUCAGCCCCCUACACCUACAGCAACCCCGAGCGCACCAGCCACAGGGUGGCAGUCACUAGAGACCAGCCAGAACCAGUCAGACCCCGUGGGACCUGCGCUGAACCUUUUCGGUGGGUCCACCGGGCUCGGGCAGUGGAGCAGCAGUGCUGGUGGCAGCAGUGGGGCUGAUCUCGCUGGCGCUUCAUUGUGGGGCCCCCCAAACUAUUCUUCUAGCUUGUGGGGAGUCCCAACGGUGGAAGAUCCCCAUAGGAUGGGCAGCCCUGCUCCUUUACUACCUGGUGACCUUCUGGGAGGAGGGUCGGAUUCAAUCUGAACUUAGAACUUUCAACUCUGACCUCGUGACCUUUUUGGAACAGCAGCAGCACUAACUUGACCUUUUCGUUUUUUUUUUCAACUUGCAAUAAAUACAUUUUUAAAAGGAAAAAAGAAAACGGAGAGAGAAAAAAAAAAAAGGUGGGUCAUUGACAGACUGUCUGAGCACAUAGUUGCCUCCCUUAUAACUUCAGUUUUUUCGUUUGGAAUAUGAAUCCAAAAAGAGAACAUAUCACUCUUGAAAUACUUGAAUCAUGAACGCCAACCUAGAAAGACAAUGUGAAGCAAGUACACAUACCAUUUAAAUUUAAACACAAAAAAUUAAAAAAAUUAGUUUCUAGUUUUUCACUUUUUUCAUGUUAUAUGGAAGUUGUUGCUAAGAAACAUAUAUACUGAAAAAAAAAUAGCUUUUUAACUUUGUUUGCACUGGGUGUGUUUCCGUCCUUAGGUCUACCAUGUUUGGGUGGGAGGGAAAUUCAAAAGAAUUGUUGGGGGAGGGGGAGGGAAGACUUGACGGAGCCUCACUUUAAAACAAAACACAAAAAAACU